AUGGCGCCCCAAUUUGAGCCUAUGAAGAAUGACUUAAUCUUACGCACAGCGAGAGGCGAAAAGGUCGAGCGCCCGCCAAUAUGGGUAAUGCGGCAAGCCGGGCGCUAUCUCCCCGAGUACCACAAGGAAAAGGGCACCAACGAUUUUUUUGAAUGCUGCCGCAGCCCCGAAAUCGCGUCGAAUCUCACCCUCCAGCCGAUUGAGCGCUACGCGGGCCUCAUUGACGCUGCCAUCAUCUUCUCCGAUAUCCUCGUCAUUCCUCAGGCUAUGGGCAUGGAGGUGAUAAUGGUGGACAAGAAGGGACCCCACUUCCCGGAACCACUACAAACUCCGGAUGAUAAACAGUACAAGGAAGUGCUUGAGAGAGAGGUGGAUGUUGCGGAAUCACUCGACUAUGUUUACAAGGCCAUUACUCUCACAAGACAAAAGCUGGCGGGAAGGGUACCGCUGAUUGGCUUCUGCGGUGCGCCUUGGACCCUGCUGUGCUACAUGGUUGAAGGUGGAGGUAGCAAGAUGUUUAUCCAGACCAAAACAUGGAUCUACAAGUACCCAGAGGAGAGCAAGGCGCUGCUACAAAAGAUUGCAGAGCUUUGUGUCGAGUAUCUUGCUCUGCAGGUACAAGCUGGAGCUCAGAUGAUCCAAGUCUUUGAUUCAUGGGCCGGCGAGCUAUCCCCGUCGUCAUUUAAGACAUUCGCUCUUCCAUACCUCAAUUACAUUGCUGACAAUCUCCCGGAGCGUCUCCGGUCCAAAGGGCUGGAGCCCGUCCCGAUGACCGUGUUUGCCAAAGGAGCGUGGUAUGCCUUGGCGGACCUCUGCGAGACAAAGUACAACACGAUCGGACUGGACUGGCUCCAUGCACCGGCAGAGGCAUACAAGGUAGCGCAGGCAAAGGGCAAGGUGCUACAGGGAAAUGCGGACCCCGGUGUCUUGUAUGGUAGCAGGGAAUCCAUCACAAAGGUAGUCGAGGAGAUGGUGGCUGGCUUCGGCGGCGGCAAGCAGGGAUGGAUUGCCAACCUUGGUCACGGCAUCACCCCGUUUGUCAAGCCGGAUGAUCUUAAGUUCUACUUUGAAGAGAUCCACCGACUGACAAAGGCUUAA
Molecule: messenger RNA, 1098 nt
Organism: Bipolaris zeicola 26-R-13
Lineage: Eukaryota; Fungi; Ascomycota; Dothideomycetes; Pleosporales; Pleosporaceae
Exons: 5
Coding region: 1-1098 (365 amino acids)
Biological process (GO): heme biosynthetic process
Cellular component (GO): cytosol
Molecular function (GO): uroporphyrinogen decarboxylase activity
Source: RefSeq, a predicted model, not a curated record